Molecule: messenger RNA, 428 nt
Organism: Medioppia subpectinata
Lineage: Eukaryota; Metazoa; Arthropoda; Arachnida; Sarcoptiformes; Oppiidae
Source: the annotation of a GenBank genome assembly
AUGGUAAAGUACGCGUUUUUAUCAGAAAAUUUCCGAAAAGCUUUCCAUAAAGUAAUUGUCUGUAAUUCAAACGCCAGACGAACCCUACAGGUUAGGAGUGAGCGGAUAGAUAGAGAGACAACUGUGGGCACCAACACCUGUACUACUAAAGCCACUAAAACUAUUAAUGGAAAUGUAUAAUCAAAUCAUCAAAACCUAUGACGAGAAGAAGGAUUUAACUAUCCGUCCAGUGAUUGACUUUAUUUCAACAUCUGAUCUCAAACUCAAAUCUAAAUUAGAAAUACAACUCAUUAUCCAAAUCCACAGUAUAUGAGAUGAUAGUCCUUGUGCUCACACUGUGCCAAAUGUAUCGAUACUUUUCACUAAUGUUUUAUCACAUCAUUUGAUUUAAUUGUAUCAACAGUUCGUUAAAUGGGAGAUAAUUAUGA